Messenger RNA from Leptopilina boulardi, 815 nucleotides. RefSeq names its product proteasome subunit beta type-3 (gene Prosbeta3). Gene Ontology annotation, biological process: proteasome-mediated ubiquitin-dependent protein catabolic process. Gene Ontology annotation, cellular component: proteasome core complex; proteasome core complex, beta-subunit complex. The coding region runs from base 127 to 744 and encodes 205 amino acids. The transcript is spliced from 3 exons. The record is from RefSeq and is a predicted model, not a curated record. Lineage: Eukaryota; Metazoa; Arthropoda; Insecta; Hymenoptera; Figitidae.
UUUCUUCGUUUAGUAUAGUUUCGAUUAUUGACGACAGGUGCUCUGAAUUUAAGAAAAAAAUUUGCCGCUUGUGUAUUUUUCAGAGUGUUUGAGAGCUUUGGAAUUUUUAACAACUAAUUCAUCAAAAUGAGUAUUCUCUCCUAUAAUGGAGGUGCUAUGAUAGCAAUGAAGGGCAAGAAUUGCGUGGCAAUUGCGGCUGAUCGACGAUUUGGAAUUCAAUUGCAAACAUUGGCGACGGAUUUGCAAAAAAUUUAUGAAAUGGGUCCACAUUUAUAUCUCGGUCUACCUGGCCUUGUGACCGACAGUCAAACAGUAAUGGAGAGACUUAGAUUUCGAUUGAAUUUAUAUGAACUAAAAGAAAAUAGACGAAUUCAUCCAAGAACUUUUAGUUGUAUGGUGUCAAAUCUUCUCUAUGAAAGGCGAUUUGGACCUUAUUUUAUUGAGCCAAUGAUAGCUGGACUCGAUCCAGUUACAUUUGAGCCAUUCAUUUGCAAUAUGGAUUUAAUUGGCUGUCUAAAUGAGCCACAAGAUUUUAUUGUUGGCGGUGGAUGCUCCGAGCAAUUGUACGGAAUGUGCGAAGCUCUCUAUGAACCCGAUAUGGAACCUGAUGAUCUUUUUGAAAAAAUAAGUCAGGCUUUGGUGAGCGCUUGCGAUCGUGACGCUAUUUCCGGUUGGGGUGCCGUCGUUCACAUUAUAGAAAAGGACAAAGUUACGACUAGAAUGGUGAAAACACGAAUGGAUUAAGGAUUAUUUUUUUUUAUGCCAAUUAUUUACUACUUCUUAUAUUUUAAAAAAAAUAAAAUUUCUUUCACUGA